Molecule: messenger RNA, 2248 nt
Organism: Polistes canadensis
Lineage: Eukaryota; Metazoa; Arthropoda; Insecta; Hymenoptera; Vespidae
Gene: Sp1
Product: transcription factor Sp9-like
Exons: 4
Coding region: 85-2055 (656 amino acids)
Biological process (GO): regulation of transcription by RNA polymerase II
Molecular function (GO): DNA-binding transcription factor activity, RNA polymerase II-specific; RNA polymerase II cis-regulatory region sequence-specific DNA binding
Source: RefSeq, a predicted model, not a curated record
AGAGAAGGAAAAAAGACUCAACACGUUCUGGUGAAUUAAAGAAUCGCUUAAAUCUACGGUCCAAGUGUCGAGGGACCUAACGACAUGCUGACCGACAUGACACCAGCCGCGGCUGGUCAACUUUAUCCGCAGCUGCAAUCCAUCGCCAAGUCACCAGCUCAUGGACAUGUGGAUCAUCCGGGAUUGCGAGGAACGCCGCUGGCAAUGUUGGCGGCGCAAUGCAACAAAUUGAGCAGCAAGAGCCCGCCGCCACUGGCAGACGCGGCGGUCGGCAAAGGUUUCCAUCCAUGGAAGAAGAGUCCUCAGAGCAGCGGCAGCUCGCCGCAACACUCACCGACGGCGACGAGCAGCGCCGGUAGUACGAGCGGUGGUUACGCCCGAGCACCGGUCACUUCUUGCGCUUCAACGGCACCGCAAUACGGCAGCGAGCUAUAUUUUCCUGGUACCGCGAGCGCACAACCUGCCGGGGAUCCUCAUCACCACCAGAGCAGCCUACUUGGAAAGGUCGAAGGCGCGACACUCGGGUCCGUAUACGGUAGACACCCUUACGAGUCGUGGCCGUUCAACGCGAUGCCAGGCGCUACGCACGGGGGCAUAAAAGCCAGCGACGGUUGGUGGGACGUUCACGGUGCCACGGCCGCCGGUGGUUGGUUAGACGUAAGCGGCACGGUCGGCGUCGGAGUUCAUGCCGCGCAAAUGGCCAAUUACUCGGCGGACUACUCCACAAGCCUAGCACUGGCCGGCAAUCACUUGCUCACUACGGCCACUACCGCCGGGCACAAUCUGCUCCAAGACACGUACAAAUCUAUGCUACCCGGGGGUCCGCCCGGGUUCGGGCUCCAUCAUCACGCAGCAGCGGCGGCCAGUGCCGGUGCCGGUGCCGGCGCCGGGAGCCCGCAAGGAAGCGGCGCCGGCGUCGGCGUAGGCGUGGGCGUGGCCGGCGGGGCUGUUAGCCAAGCACCCUCGCCGCGCUCGCAAAGACGUUACACCGGUCGUGCGACCUGCGACUGUCCUAAUUGCCAAGAAGCCGAGAGACUCGGUCCCGCCGGCGUACACCUCAGGAAGAAGAACAUCCAUAGCUGUCACAUACCUGGUUGCGGCAAGGUCUACGGAAAGACGUCCCAUCUGAAGGCCCACUUGCGGUGGCACACUGCGGCACCUUCGAACCCACACCGGCGAAAAGAGAUUCGCCUGCCCGGUCUGCAACAAGCGGUUCAUGCGCAGCGACCAUCUCGCGAAGCACGUCAAGACCCACAGCAGCAGCAGCAGCGGCAGCAAGGGCAAGGGGGGAGCGGGGAGCUCGUCAGCCGAGUCCUGCUCCGACAGCGAGGACAACGGGAGUCAGCAGAGUCCCACUUCCAGCUCGGUGCCGCCGCCGCAGCCGCCACCGCCGCCGCAGCAGCAGCAGCAGCAGCAGCAGCAGGCUCAGGCUCAGGCGCAACAGCAGGCUCAGCAGCAGGCGCUGGCGGCGGCAGCGGCGGCCCAGGACACCAGCAACACCAAUUCCCAGACCACCACCACCAAUCUCGGCCAUCAGCCGACAACACCCAUGACCCCAAUACAGAUGACCCCACCGUCUCUGACCGCACACCAUCCCCACCACCCGCAUCUCCCGCCUCUAAUGCACCAUCCGCAUCAUCACGCAACAUCCGUACCGGCGGCCCAUCAUCCGCACGCGGGGAUGAGCAUGCACUGAGCCCGGUGGGGCCCGGAGCCGGUGCCUGCAGUACAUCUGCCGCAACGACCCUGGGCUCCUCCUCCUCCCUAUCCUACCCCCUCAACUUGAACCUUAUCCAGAAUCACGUCAAUGCUCAUCCUCAUCAUCAUCAACACCAUCACCAACAACAGCAACAACAGCAUCAUCACUCCAAUCCAUCCUCCCAUCACCAUCAUCAACAUCAUCAACAUCACAAUCAGCAACAACAACAGCAACAACAACAACAACAACAACACUCUCGACAAAACAAUUCCUAUUCCAUACAACAGAAUCCUGGUACACCCGGCUCGGUACAGACUCCUUCACCCUCCUCCCCCGCGCCUGUACAUAGUCUUUAAGCCGAUAACGAUUUUCCUAAAACCUUUCGUUUCCUCGGAGAGCAGGAACGGAGGGAGCAGCCUGCCUCUCCUUCGACCGCUGUGCACGCGGAUUUUGCUGACUUUGUUACUUGUAAAUACUAUAAAUAGUGAGCGUGUGCGUGUGAGUAAGAAAGACAGAGAGAAUGGUAACGCGUACGAAAGAGCAAACGGG